GACUUCCGGGUCUGCCCGCCGGUCCCAGCAGUCUCCGCGCGCUCUUCCGGAGUCGAGCACUGUUCCGGACACCCGGGUCGCGAGGCCCGGGUACGUGAGCGCGCGCGCCGUGCGUCCUUGGCCCGGGAGCGCGCGCGCCGGGCCGCCAGUCCCGUUCGUCGGGAGUCUGCCCAGAGCAGCCGGGAUUGGAGAACUUUGUGGCCCGCCAUGUUCUCCUUGGCGCUGCGGGCCAGGGCGGCUGGCCUCACCGCUCAGUGGGGAAGACAUACAAGGAAUUUGCAUAAGACAGCUGUGCAAAAUGGGGCCGGAGGAGCCUUAUUUGUGCAUAGAGAUACUCCUGAGAAUAACCCAGAUACUCCAUUUGAUUUCACACCAGAAAACUAUAAGAGGAUAGAGGCAAUAGUGAAAAACUACCCAGAAGGGCAUAAAGCAGCAGCUGUGCUUCCAGUCCUGGAUCUAGCCCAAAGGCAGAAUGGAUGGUUGCCCAUAUCUGCUAUGAACAAGGUGGCAGAAGUUUUACAAGUACCUCCAAUGAGAGUAUAUGAAGUAGCAACUUUUUAUACAAUGUAUAAUCGAAAGCCAGUUGGAAAGUACCACAUUCAGGUCUGCACUACUACACCUUGUAUGCUUCGAGACUCUGACAGCAUAUUGGAGACCCUUCAAAGAAAGCUUGGAAUAAAGGUUGGAGAGACUACACCUGACAAACUCUUCACUCUUAUAGAAGUGGAGUGUUUAGGGGCCUGUGUAAACGCACCAAUGGUUCAAAUAAAUGACAACUACUAUGAGGACCUAACACCCAAGGAUAUUGAAGAGAUUAUUGAUGAACUCAGAGCUGGGAAAGUUCCAAAACCUGGGCCAAGGAGUGGGCGUUUCUGUUGUGAGCCAGCUGGAGGCCUUACCUCUUUGACCGAACCACCCAAAGGACCUGGCUUUGGUGUGCAAGCAGGCCUUUAACUUAUACUCAUCUGUAAAAACUGUCACUGGAGAAAUAAAAUAUGAGCCUAUCUGCAAA
This is a messenger RNA of Alexandromys fortis (reed vole), 1012 nucleotides long. RefSeq names its product NADH:ubiquinone oxidoreductase core subunit V2 (gene Ndufv2). Lineage: Eukaryota; Metazoa; Chordata; Mammalia; Rodentia; Cricetidae. The record is from RefSeq and is a predicted model, not a curated record. Gene Ontology annotation, molecular function: NADH dehydrogenase activity. Gene Ontology annotation, biological process: mitochondrial electron transport, NADH to ubiquinone. The transcript is spliced from 8 exons. The coding region runs from base 208 to 954 and encodes 248 amino acids.